UGUAACUCUAGCAACGGUUUUCGUGUGAUCUCUAGCGGUGACGUCAGCGUAUGUGUUUACAUCUCGACUGUGUUAAAAAACUACACGGAUGCCAGGAAGGAUUGUCAAGAUAGAAAAACCCAUUUGUAUACCCCAAAAAAACGAAGAUAAGUUGAAUAUUUUCUUGACACUUGGGAAAACAUACAAUCAAUCUAUGUGGUGUGGUGCCAACGACAUUGCGAGUGAGAAUGUGUUUAGGUGGGAGGAUGAUGGCACCAUCAUCACUCAGACCUGGAGGUCGGCCAUGUUUGAACCAGGACAACCCAGCAACACAAACGGCAGACAAAACUGUGUAGGUUACACAAAGUAUAGCCUGCUAGAUGACGACUUCUGCGACCUGCUCGCCAUGUACGUGUGUGAGAUGGCUUAGACAUUGGCUCU
Physella acuta is the source of this 420-nucleotide messenger RNA. RefSeq names its product macrophage mannose receptor 1. NCBI's taxonomy places the organism in Eukaryota, Metazoa, Mollusca, Gastropoda, Physidae. The record is from RefSeq and is a predicted model, not a curated record.